Nymphaea colorata (pocket water lily) is the source of this 1697-nucleotide messenger RNA. RefSeq names its product E3 ubiquitin-protein ligase APD2-like. The record is from RefSeq and is a predicted model, not a curated record. Bases 113 to 1294 code for a protein of 393 amino acids. Lineage: Eukaryota; Viridiplantae; Streptophyta; Magnoliopsida; Nymphaeales; Nymphaeaceae. The transcript has 8 exons.
CUGAAGCACAAUAACUACCAUUCUGCUGACUUAGACUGACGGAUUGCCUUCUUCUCUGCAUUUCUUCUAUCUUCUUUUCCCUUCUCUCCUUCCGUGACCGAACGGAGGCACCAUGGACAGGUUUGUUAGGAGGCCGAGGCAUCACUCCCAGUGGGAUGACAGCAGAGACUUAACAUGCGCUAGAUUGUUUCUCCCCUUUACAAUAUGGAUUUGUGUUUGCUUGAGCUUGAGAUAUGGGUAUUACGGGUCUUCCCAAUUGGUGCUUGGCCCUAAUUCGUCAAGGCUGCUGAAGGCGAGCUCAGUUUUUGUGAAGCAAUUGCAGGUGAAGGAUGAUGCAGAAAGAGGGCUCAUGCUUUUCGGAUUCACUGAGAAACCAGAACUGAGUUAUGAAGCUAAUUGGACAGUUUCCAAGUCUCUCUUCAUUCCAGCCUACCGUCGCCAGGGAUUCUCGGUUUGGUUAAACCAAGGUUCGUCAAUUCGAGCAAGAUGGAACGUUCCGGCACCGGCACCGGCCAUCAGUGAGCCCCUCGUCGUCUUGCUUCGAGGUGAAAAGAACUACCGGCGGUGGCUGCGAGACCCAAAAAAAGCUCUUGUGGUCGACUCCCGUCGUCUAACUAAUGGGCGAGGAGAAGUGAACUACACGGUGGAAGAAGAUGACAACUACUACAUCGGGGCCGUCAAUGUGAACUCAAGAACCGUGAAGGCCACGAUGACCGUCGAUAUCUCGUCCAUGGUGUAUAACACGAGCAAAGCAGAGACCCGGUGCUCGACCAAGAACGGGCUGUGUAGCCUCAGGCUCCUCUUUCCCAAAACUCGAUAUGCAGUCCUCACUACUCCGAAGGACAUGACGGAUGAUACCAGUGCUUGGUACGUGGAGCUCUCAUAUGCGGCUCGAGUGGUCACGUACAUUCUAGUUUUAGGUCUCUUCGUUGUACUCAUAUAUUUGUUUCUGAAGUACUUUGGAGCCAUAGAAUCCGAAAGAAUAGUAAAUGUGCAAGAAACUAGAGAUCAACGUGAAACCAGUCCUUUGGUCGAUCCUAAGCAGACGGCCGUAACUCUGUAUGGCGCUACCGACGAGGACGAUGACUCUCAAGUUGGCAGCUCCUCCGAGGAUCUAUACGACGGAAAAAUAUGUGUGAUUUGUUAUGAAGAGCCGCGCAACUGCUUCUUUGUUCCGUGUGGCCACUGUGCUACUUGUUACAGCUGCGCUCAAAGGAUAGAGGGUGUUGAUUUCAAGCCAUGUCCCAUUUGUCGAAGGCAGAUUCAUAAAGUGAGAAGGCUGAUCAGUUCCUGAGAGAAUUUUCGUCCCGCAUGUGUUCCGCAUAUAACAUUCUAUUUCAUCACCUGUAUGUUUCGCUUGGUUCUCCUUUCCUUCUACCUGCAUUUUUACCCCCUUGAGAACCAAGUUAAAGUUUAUGUUCAAUUCUCAGUCGACAUAUGAGGUCAUACCUAGUAUUUCUCCAUUAAGGAUGUAAGAUGGACUUCAAAUACCGUGAGUUCACUGUGGACAAUCACGCAGGGUGGGAUUUGGCAAUUGCUUCUUCAUGACUCCUGAAGUCAGUCGUCGUACGGUCUCUCUGAGAACAGGAAGAUGUAGUCGAAAGUGCUGUGCUUAGUCAUUUAUUGAAUAAAGAGAUCAAAUUCUUGUAGCGCUUAAAGAAAAAAAAAAAGAAAAAAAAAUAUAAAUCUUCCAGAUU